AUGGACUAUGCGGUGGCCUACUGGGUGCGCCAUGUUGAGGAGGCGGCAUCUGGUGCCAACCAAGGAGAUGCCAUGGUCGAGGACUUGAGCGAAUCAUUGACGGCCCUACUGGAACAGCACUUCACGGCGCCCACAAAGCAGUUGCCGGUUUCUCAAGGAAAUAAGAAGAGACUCCAGGCGUUUGAAGGCCUCACACGGUUCCACGACCUCGAACAGGCGGUAGUAUGGGCUCGCAAGGAGCUCACUUUCUUCGGCGAGACCAGGGAGUCGGACAGGGCACUGGACCUUGGCCUUAUCGUCAGCAGCAUACGCCUUGAGCUCGAAAGAGCCAUCGAGGGCGCCAGGAGCGGGCCGGCUGGGGAGGCAGAAGCACUGGCGGCCAUGUACGGGCCCAAUCCGUUCAAGUGUAGCAGACUCAGCUGCCGCUACUUCUACGACGGCUUUGAGACGGCAGAGCAGAGAGAGCAGCACCAUUACAAGCACCUUCUCCCGUUCCGCUGCACGGUGGUGGGUUGCCCAAGGUCCGCACUCGGGAUGGCAUCUAGCGGAGACUUGCAACGGCAUAUCAAGGAUACACACAUGGCCCCAGGAGACGACGAGUUCCCAAGCCUUGAUGAAACAAGUGUCCAAAAUGGCACCGCACGGCCAGCCCGAGAAAAAGACAGACAGGAGUACACAUUGGCACCAAAAGCCAAGCGGCGACAGGUCCGCGACUGGACAUGCAGCGUGUGCUCCAAGGUCUUCAGGAAAAAGUUCAACCUCGAGUCCCACAUGGCCACACACAGCGACGAACGCAGGUUCUGCUGCGGCAUGUGCGACCUGGCCUUUGCCAGGGCCAGCGACAGGAACAGGCACGAGAAGACGCACGAGGCACCAGGCUUCGUCUGCGGGGGUGAGCUCUCGGAUGGGCAGAAGUGGGGGUGUGGGAGGAAGUUCGUCAGGGCCGACACACUGCAGAGUCACCACAGGACAGCGGCCGGCCAGGCGUGUUUGCGGAAAUUUUACAACCAAGGGCUCAGCAACUUGUCGGCGCCGUCACAAACGCCUCAGAAAUGGCGAGGAGGUGGUGGUGGGGACUUAUGA
Molecule: messenger RNA, 1083 nt
Organism: Diaporthe batatas
Lineage: Eukaryota; Fungi; Ascomycota; Sordariomycetes; Diaporthales; Diaporthaceae
Exons: 1
Coding region: 1-1083 (360 amino acids)
Biological process (GO): regulation of transcription by RNA polymerase II
Cellular component (GO): nucleus
Molecular function (GO): DNA-binding transcription factor activity, RNA polymerase II-specific; RNA polymerase II cis-regulatory region sequence-specific DNA binding
Source: RefSeq, a predicted model, not a curated record